This is a messenger RNA of Chiloscyllium plagiosum (whitespotted bambooshark), 492 nucleotides long. The record is from RefSeq and is a predicted model, not a curated record. Lineage: Eukaryota; Metazoa; Chordata; Chondrichthyes; Orectolobiformes; Hemiscylliidae.
AUGUCUAAGAGAGGACGUGGUGGUUCAUCCGGAGUGAAAUUUCGCAUCUCCCUUGGUCUUCCUGUGGGAGCUGUGAUCAACUGCGCUUACAAUACAGGGGCCAAGAACCUGUACAUAAUCUCUGUCAAAGGCAUCAAGGGACGUUUGAACAGAGUACCAGCUGCUGGUGUUGGUGACAUGGUCAUGGCAACUGUAAAGGAAGGCAAACCAGAGAUCCGGAAAAAGGUGCGUCCAGCAGGAGUGAUACGGCAGCGGAAAGCAUACCGGAGAAAAGACGGGGUGUUUCUCUACUUUGAAGACAAUGCAGGGGUGAUUGUAAAUAACAAAGGAGAAAUGAAAGGUUCUGCAAUCACAGGUCCUGUCGCCAAGGAAUGUGCAGAUCUGUGGCCCAGGGUUGCUUCCAAUGCUGGGACCGUUGCAUAAGAACUGUAAACAGUUUCUAAAAUGAUACCUGUAUGAUUCAAUAAAUAUUUCUACCCCCAGAAAAAAAAA